AUGACCCACCCCUCCGCGACCUCGGACUGGGAAGUGCUCGAGGACAAGUACUACCGGAAGAUCCUAUUAUACUCCUCUUUGUUCCCAUCAUUGGACCUUUCGCACUACCUCGUCGCCGGCGCGCCCUUCAGCGGUGCGAUCGCUUUGUGGAAGAACCCGGAGGCGCUAUCUGAGUUUCGCGGCGGGAGUGCUGCGGCCGCGGCGGCAGCAAAGCCGAGCAUUGACGUGUACUCGUGCGCCGGAAAACUGCUCAGGAAGAUCGCGUAUGAUAGGGGCCCUAUUAGGGGCCUGGGCUGGAGUGAGGAUGAGAAAUUGCUCGUUGUCGCAGAGGAUGGCAACGUGAGGUGCUAUGCCGAUCUCCAAGGGGAGUUUACCCAGUUUUCGCUGGGGCAUGGCGCGGAGCUGGUGCGCGUGAAAGAGGUGCGGUUCUGGGCUACAGGAUUUGUCGCGCUGCUGCGAACGAACCGGCUUGUGGCCGUAUCGCGGUACGACGAGCCGCGACCACGGAUGCUCGCGGACUCGUCGGGGUUCAUUUCGGACGACAUGAUCCACUCGUGGGCGCUGAUUCCGCCGGCGUACACGCUGUCGCGGCACGUCGAGGUGCUGCUGUCGACCGGCCAGACGAUCCUGGUGGUGGACCCUACCGAUGCACAGGAUCAGGACCUCCAGAACGGCCCGUUCAUGCAUAUCUCGGUCAGCCCGAAUGGGAAGUAUGUCGCCCUGUAUACCACCGAGGGACGCCUGUGGGUCAUCCGUGCGGAUUUUCAGGAGAAGCUCUCGGAGUAUGAUAGUGGCAUGGGAAGUGUGAUGCUGCCGAGGAGUGUGGAGUGGUGCGGCAACGAUAGUGUGGUUAUUGCGUGGGAUGACGAGGUGCACAUGGUCGGGCCGAAGGGCGAGGCGCUGAAGUACUACUACGAUGGCAAGGUCCAUCUCAUUCCGGAUAUAGACGGGGUGAGGCUUCUUACUGCCGAGAAGUGCGAGUUCCUACAGAAGGUGCCGGAUGUUACCGAGGAGAUAUUCAAGAUCGGCGCCACUUCGCCGGCAUCGAUACUGCUGGAUGCGGUCGACCAGCUGGAAAAGAAGUCGCCCAAAGCGGACGACAAUAUCAUGCUGAUCCGGCAAAACAUCGAGGAGGCAGUCGACGCUUGUAUCAAGGCCGCUGGCAACGAGUUCUCGGCGUACUGGCAGAAACAGCUGUUGAAGGCAGCGUCGUUUGGCAAAAGCGUGCCUGCGCUGUAUUCUAGUGAUGAUUUUGUCGACAUGUGCGAGACACUCCGGGUCUUGAACGCGGUCAGGUUCUUUGAAGUCGGCAUACCGAUCACCUACGAACAGUUUCUUCGACUCACGCCCGAAAAGCUGAUAUUGCGGCUGGUGAAUCGGCAGCAGCACCUGUUGGCUUUGCGGAUAUCAGAGCAUCUCAGGCUUCCAACGGAUCGAAUCUACAUCCAUUGGGCAUGCACGAAGGUCCGGAUGUCAUCCGACGACGAAGACAGCAUCUGCCGCAUGGUCGUCUCCAAACUGACCGGUAAGCGCGGCAUCUCUUUCGAAGAGAUCGCACGAACAGCGUACGACGAAGGCCGCGGCCGGCUCGCCACGCAGCUCCUCAACUACGAGCCACAAGCCGGCCGCCAAGUCCCGUUGCUGUUGAGCAUGGAAGAAGACGAGAUCGCGCUCGACAAAGCGAUCGAAUCGGGCGACACCGACCUCGUCUUCUUCGUCCUUCUGCACCUCAAGAAGAAGCACCCGCUGGCAAACUUCUUCCGGAUCAUCAACGACCGACCGUUUGCGGCUGCGCUCGUGGAGUCUUCGGCGAGAGAGACGGAUCUCGAGAUGUUGAAGGACUUUUACUAUCAAGACGACCGUCGCGCCGACGGAGCACACGUCAUCCUCCGCGAAAGUCUCGAGGCGAAAGAUCUCCAGCUGAAACAAGAGAAGCUCAAGGUGGCACAGAAGCUUCUGUUGGAUAGCAAAGACCACGCGCUCGAAUCUAAAGCGCUCGAAGAAUCUGCCCGGCUCCUGCAGUUGCAAGAAGCCUUCGAGCGCGACACGCAAGAGCGGUUCAUGGGCUGCUCGCUCAACGAGACAAUGUUCCGGCUGAUCCGCACCGGCUACUCGUCCAAAGCGGCCAAGCUAAAGAACGACUUCAAGGUGCCCGAGAAGCGGUACUGGUGGCUGCGGCUGCGCGCGCUCGUCGCGAGGAGAGAGUGGAACGAGAUCGAGGAGUGGGGGAAAACGAAAAAGAGCCCGAUCGGCUGGGAGCCGUUCUUCAACGAGUGUCUGUCCGCCGGGAAUACCCGUGUGGCCGCGGUCUUUGUCGCGAAGUGCACCGCGCUGACCUGGCAGGAACGGCUGGAUAUGUACUUGCGCUGCGGCCUUAUCAUGCGUGCGGCAGAGGAGGCGAAUAGGGCGAAGGAUGUGGCGGCGCUCGAGGGAUUGAGGGCCAAGGCGGUCGGAAGGGAUAUGGUCGAGAUUGAGAGGCUGAUUAAUAUUAUGAAGGGCGGGAAGUGA
Molecule: messenger RNA, 2508 nt
Organism: Tricharina praecox
Lineage: Eukaryota; Fungi; Ascomycota; Pezizomycetes; Pezizales; Pyronemataceae
Product: Vps16, N-terminal region-domain-containing protein
Exons: 4
Coding region: 1-2508 (835 amino acids)
Biological process (GO): endosomal transport; vacuole fusion, non-autophagic; intracellular protein transport
Cellular component (GO): endosome; HOPS complex; cytoplasm
Molecular function (GO): actin binding
Source: RefSeq, a predicted model, not a curated record